AUGACAAGCGGCAUCCGCAAUAUUUCCGCAGCACGCAACAUGAGCAGGGAGGAGCGGUGGAGCUUGGCCGGCAAGACGGCGCUUGUCACCGGAGGAACCAAAGGCAUCGGGCGGGCGAUCGUGGAGGAGCUCGCCGGCUUCGGCGUCCGUGUGCACACCUGCGCUCGGAGCGACGCCGACGUGCGGGAGCGGCUGCGUGGGUGGGACGCCGACACCGACGCGGGCCGGCUGCGCGCGCGCGUCACGGCUUCCACCUGCGACGUCUCCUUACGCGGCGACAGGGAGGCGCUCAUGGCCACGGCCCGAGCCGAGCUGGGGGGCAAGUUGGACAUCCUCGUCAAUAACGCCGGGCAGACCUUCUUCAGGCCAGCGACAGAGAGCACGGCGGAGGACUACGCCCGCAUCAUGGCCACCAACCUGGAGUCGUGCUUCCACAUGUCCCAGCUCGCACACCCGCUCCUCCUCCUCGCCGGCGGUGGAGUGGUGGUCAAUGUCUCCUCCCUCGCGGGAUUUAUUGUCUACCCGCAGCUUUCGGUGUACUCGGCGACCAAGGGCGCCAUGAACCAGCUCAGCCGGAGCCUCGCCGUGGAGUGGGCGCGUGACGGCAUCCGCGUCAACUGCAUCGCGCCAGGGGGCAUCCGGACAGACAUCUUGAGGAGCAGCGGCAUUAUUCUUGACCCGGAGGUGAUGGGGAUGAUGGUGGAGGCGGAGAACGCACGCGUACCCUUGGGACGCAUGGGCGACCCCGAGGAGGUGGCGUCGCUCGUCUCGUUCCUGUGCAUGCCGGCCGCAUCGUACAUCACCGGGCAGGUCAUCUCCGUCGACGGCGGCCGCACCAUAGCCGCCUAG
Messenger RNA from Lolium rigidum, 849 nucleotides. Its product is annotated as noroxomaritidine/norcraugsodine reductase-like. Bases 1 to 849 code for a protein of 282 amino acids. The record is from RefSeq and is a predicted model, not a curated record. Lineage: Eukaryota; Viridiplantae; Streptophyta; Magnoliopsida; Poales; Poaceae. The transcript has 2 exons. Gene Ontology annotation, molecular function: oxidoreductase activity.